This is a messenger RNA of Musca domestica (house fly), 956 nucleotides long. RefSeq names its product lectin subunit alpha. Gene Ontology annotation, cellular component: external side of plasma membrane. Gene Ontology annotation, biological process: biological process involved in interspecies interaction between organisms. Gene Ontology annotation, molecular function: carbohydrate binding. The transcript is spliced from 3 exons. Lineage: Eukaryota; Metazoa; Arthropoda; Insecta; Diptera; Muscidae. The record is from RefSeq and is a predicted model, not a curated record. The coding region runs from base 32 to 892 and encodes 286 amino acids.
AGAAUUUUUGCGACUCGAACAUUAAGCGACGAUGCCUACUGGAAGAUCAUUCAAUUUUGGCUCACUAUUAAUUGUGACACUGCUCGCCAUUGUCGGCGGUGUGCCACAGUGGUACAACAGCACAGAUGGCAGGCAGUAUUUAAUAGACGGCGAUCGAAAGUAUAACUGGUUUGAAGCUCGUCAUGAGUGUGCUCGACGCAAUUUGCAGCUUGUCGAGAUUGAGACAAAGGAAAAAAAUGAAGCUUUGUUGGCGGUGCUGAAGCCAAUUUUCGGAAAUUCCUAUAAUCUGUGGCUGGGUGCAAUGGAUGAAUACAGUCGCGAUAAGAAUUUCGAGAGACCUUUCUAUUGGUCGUCCAGUGGCAAACCGAUGACCUUUUCGUAUUGGUCCGAUAAUAAUCCCGACAAUCAUAAGGAGGAUGAACACUGCGUUCACACAUGGGCAUCGAAAUCCAAUUAUCUCUGGAAUGAUAAUCGUUGUGACCACCAACGUUUCGGUUUCAUUUGUGAAGAUCAUUAUUUGCAUGCGGAGCAGCAAAAAAUGUUGAGCGAAAAAGUUCAAAAACUUAGGCAACCAAACGCCAAAUUAUUUGAAGAAUAUCAUCUUCAACAAAAAGAAUAUUCUGAGAAAUUAUCGAGCCUUUUAGCGGAGAACGAAGCGGGAGAAAUGGAAUUUAAAGAGGUGCUACAUAACAUUUACACAAAAUUGGAAUUUGAUAUAAGUCAUGCCUUGGCUCAACAUCAGAGAGAAGUCAACUCCCUGGUGGAGAAUAGAAAUGAGGCGGUGCAUAAACGAAAUGCUGAACUGAGAACUUUCAACGAGGAAAUGUCGAAGAAAUUUAGCAAAGAAUUAGAAGCUGCGAAGAUAGUUUAUGAUGAUGUUUUGACAGUUUAAGUUUAGCAUUUAAGCAGAUACAUUUAAAAUAAAAUAAAUUAGAUGUGAUAAGACAAAGAAAGAA